AUGGUGGCAUACUGGCGACAAGCUGGACUCAGCUACAUCCGAUACUCCCAGAUCUGUACAAAAGCAGUGAGGGAUGCAUUGAAUACAGGAUUCAAAGCAAAUGCCGAAAAGACUUCUGGCAGCAGCAUAAAAAUUGUGAAAGUGUAAAAGGAAUAAUUUACCCUGACUACAGCUUGAAAUGCUGCAUGUUCAAGGUGAAGAUGUGUGGGCACAUGUUAUGG
This is a messenger RNA of Mesoplodon densirostris (Blainville's beaked whale), 221 nucleotides long. RefSeq names its product ATP synthase subunit epsilon, mitochondrial-like. Gene Ontology annotation, cellular component: mitochondrial inner membrane. Gene Ontology annotation, biological process: proton motive force-driven mitochondrial ATP synthesis. The record is from RefSeq and is a predicted model, not a curated record. Gene Ontology annotation, molecular function: proton-transporting ATP synthase activity, rotational mechanism. Lineage: Eukaryota; Metazoa; Chordata; Mammalia; Artiodactyla; Ziphiidae. The transcript has a single exon. The coding region runs from base 1 to 147 and encodes 48 amino acids.